GUGCGGCCUCCUGCCCUUAUGCUGCGGCAGAAUGCCAAGGAGUGUUUGCAAGAGCUUCCCGACACUGUGCAGAACCAGGUUGUUGCACGCGUGGACAUUUCGGAUGAGAGUGGAGAUGAGAAGGGCCAGGCUGCGGUUCCGGCGCCAGCCAAUAGGGAUGACAAGUGCUCGACUGAGCUUCCGAAGGCAGAGCCUGCGGAUGAGGUUGCCGGGGAUGCUCCGUUCCUGACCAGGAAGGAGCAAAUCGCAGCCAUUGAAGCCGAAAAGGAGAAGGACGACA
Molecule: messenger RNA, 280 nt
Organism: Symbiodinium sp. CCMP2456
Lineage: Eukaryota; Dinophyceae; Suessiales; Symbiodiniaceae
Source: the annotation of a GenBank genome assembly